AUGCUCAAUACGUCGUUAAUAACCAAUGACGGUCCAUUAGGUGACAUUUGGCUUGCCGCCAACUACGACAAGAAACUAACCAAACACCAGCUUCUAAACACCAAUAUCGUUGAAUCGGCAAAGUACAUCAGUAACCAUACACAACAACAACAACAACAACAAGGAACUCAAAAUGGAUUGUCAAACACCUCAAGCAACGAAAUGGAUGCGAUUACAUUGCGUUUAUCUGGUCAAUUGCUUUUGGGUGUGACAAAGAUAUAUUCACGCAAAACAAAAUACUUACUAGACGACCUUAAUGAUGUGUUGUACAAACUCAGAACCGUAUUCAGGAUGUCAAGUGGUGUCCAACUUGGACCUGAGGGUUUAUCCAGCAAAGUCAAUUUACCGCCACAACAGACUACAAUUGCCGAUUUGAAUGCCAUCACAUUGAAGGAUCAAGUUACAGGAUUUGACUUGUUAUGGCAGGAAAAUUUACAGCUUGAAGAGGAACCAAUCAAUCCAUUGGAUACAGUCUUUAACAAUGAGAACGAUAGCCUGAGAGUUGAUACAUCUGUUGGAUCCGUUGAGUACGGAAGAAAUAUAAACAACGCCGAUGCUGCCGCUGACGAUCAUGAAGAUAUUGACUUGGAUUUCGAUUUGAAUUUAGAUGACGGCGGUGAAAGUUUUGCGGGCUCAAUCGAGCUCGGAAGAAAUGUUUCCAAUGCCGGCGGCAAUGAUAGCCACAAUUCAAUGAUGGGGGACCUUCACAAGUCCAACAAUAUCUUUGAAUUGGAUUUGGGCCAGCCAUUGCAAACAAUUGACGAUUUUGAUAUCGAUUUUGAUGAAGGGUACAUGUCGUCCUCUAGCGUGGUGAACAACGAGAACACGCUCAGCGAAACUCAACAGAUACAGCCAAGAGCAAGGCAAAGACAAAGGAGAGCAAGAAUAACUGAUGACGGCGAGAUGGUGGUUGUAAACAAAAGAUUGGUGGUGGAUUCCCAAGAUCACUUACAAUUGUCACUUGACACUUUAAGAGACAAUGAACAAAACAUGCUAGCUCAAAAGGAUAUCGACCGGUCCACUAACACAAAUAUGUCAAACAAUGAUAAGUUGCUACUAAUCCAACAAAUGUCUUUUCCAACUGCUUCGAAGAAGCGCAAGUUAUGGGACUUUAGUGCUGAUUUACACUUUAGGUUGCCACUGAAAGAUAUUGAUAGCGACGAUGACGAUGAGCACAACAGCUCGUCUGAUGACAAUGACGAUAGCAUCGAUAAUUCCAUGGACGAUAUUAGUGGGUCUGACAGUGAAAGCGAGAAGGAUACGGCGCCAAAAGUGCGCAAAGCUGAUGAUAAAGAGGAAGAAGAUGACGAGGAAGAAUCGGUAGAUGAAUCUUUUGGAUCGGACAGAGUGGGUGGUGUUGCCAAGAGUACGAAGCAAGCGGCAGAGGAGUUGCAGGACUUGUUCAGAUUAGACGCGAGGGUGCAAUUUGAAGAUUUCGUGAAAGCCGAUGAAACAGCAUUGAGACCUUUGGGAGUAAAGAACAAAAACUACGUCAAUUCGAAACGACAGGCAUCCAGAUGCUUUUUUGAAUUAUUGGUUCUUGCAACAAACGACUGUGUCAAUUUGCACCAAGAAAAGUCUGACUUGAACUUAUCGAGGUCUCUCCGGAUAACGUCAAGGGACAAUUUAUUCAGCUAUGUAUAA
Lodderomyces theae is the source of this 1683-nucleotide messenger RNA. RefSeq names its product kleisin alpha (gene MCD1). The transcript has a single exon. Gene Ontology annotation, cellular component: synaptonemal complex; cohesin complex. The coding region runs from base 1 to 1683 and encodes 560 amino acids. The record is from RefSeq and is a predicted model, not a curated record. Lineage: Eukaryota; Fungi; Ascomycota; Pichiomycetes; Serinales; Debaryomycetaceae. Gene Ontology annotation, biological process: mitotic sister chromatid cohesion; synaptonemal complex assembly; replication-born double-strand break repair via sister chromatid exchange. Gene Ontology annotation, molecular function: protein binding; chromatin binding.